AUGAAAGCCAACACUAGUGACAUGAUACUUACUCCAAUGUAUCGAGCAAUUGUUGCUGUAUCUAGGAUUCAUUGUCUCUCGGAGGAAAAGCAGACCGAAUUGGAGCUUGCCGUAUGUGAAGCUGCAGAGGAACGAUUGAUUUGGGCACCAUCCAGCUGUAGGAACACAAAUGGAAGGCGGCAGUUAAGCUUCCUCGCUCCAAGGCUACCGCGAACUUAUAAUCCAGUACCUAUAGUUGAUACUGAUGUUCCAGUGGAUACGAUCAAUGCCGAAAGAAUACUUGAUGUGCAAAAUAGACUUUGCAUUGCUAUCAUCGCCAAUGAAAUAGCAUACGUACGAGUGUUGCUUGAAAGUCACCACGCGGAUGCCAAUUUUAGAAACAAAUACUUCGGUAGACCAUUGCAUCUCGCAUCAAGAUACGGACGAGUCGAUAUAAUACAGGUUCUUCUACACCAUGGUGCCGACUCCAGCGCGAUUCAACCAUAUUAUGGCCCUCACUGGACAGGAGGUUUAGAAAGGGAAAAGUACUUCUGUUCUUCAGGGAGCGCGUUGCGUGUAGCCGCAAUGAAUGGUCACUUUGAAGCAAUGAAAAUGCUUGUACAACCACGUUUUAAUGCAGUACUACCCCUUUCCCAAGAAGAAAUCCAAAUGGUUCUUCGUGUUGCGGCGAGGACAGGAUCUGUGAGAAUUAUUCUGUUUCUCAUGGAUAUGUUCUACGGGUCACAAGCUGAUAGAAAACAUGCAGAAGAAGAAGUUCUACUUCAAGCCGCUUCUUGGGGAAGAGAAAAUCUACUUAAAGUAAUGCUGGAACGUGGAGUAGAUGUCAACUGUAUUGCGGGACCGAAUCACACUAUGCCAUAUUGA
Messenger RNA from Botrytis byssoidea, 864 nucleotides. RefSeq lists its product as uncharacterized. Lineage: Eukaryota; Fungi; Ascomycota; Leotiomycetes; Helotiales; Sclerotiniaceae. The transcript has a single exon. Gene Ontology annotation, molecular function: protein binding. The coding region runs from base 1 to 864 and encodes 287 amino acids. The record is from RefSeq and is a predicted model, not a curated record.